Molecule: messenger RNA, 351 nt
Organism: Trypanosoma brucei brucei TREU927
Lineage: Eukaryota; Euglenozoa; Kinetoplastea; Trypanosomatida; Trypanosomatidae
Exons: 1
Coding region: 1-351 (116 amino acids)
Source: RefSeq, a predicted model, not a curated record
AUGUUAAGAAGCACUGCUGCGUGCCUCGGGGGCCAGAGGAAGUGGUGGAAAGAAGGCCGGCCGGAUUUUGGUCGAGCAGCGGCCCGCCGCAUGCAGUUGGAGCGGCGGCGACUGGAGGCGAGUACCCAUCCACCACCUGUUGAUCCCACGGCUCAGCAGGCUUGUGUUUUGUACCGGCGUCUAUUGAAGGCCGGCCACCAGCAACUUUUGGUUACGGACAAAAGUUACUACGCGCGAAAGGUGCGACAUGAGUUUGAGGUGACGGCCCGACAAACGAGUGCGCGUGUGAGAGGUAUUAUGUAUGAGCGUGGGCAGUGGUUGGUGGAGAAUAAACUCGGUGGUAUUGUCUGA